Molecule: messenger RNA, 204 nt
Organism: Peronospora matthiolae
Lineage: Eukaryota; Oomycota; Peronosporomycetes; Peronosporales; Peronosporaceae
Source: the annotation of a GenBank genome assembly
AUGACGGGAAAAUUUAAACUCAUUGCCGUAGGUUUCGACUUCGGCGCGACGGACACAGAGCCGCUUGGCGCGUCGGUCGAUGUCAAAAGACCUCCUGACGAUGAAGUGGAUUCGCUCGGGGGCUCACGAGGCGGCAGGGGUCCAGGUGUGGUACUAGAAGCACCAGCUGACUCAUCGGCUGAUGCCCGAGCGGCCAGGGUUUGA